AUGGCAUCCGGUUCAGAAGACCUGCCCUUUCAGUGCAAUAGUGAAACGCUUCAGUGCCUGAUCUGCUUGAAGCAUAUUGAAGAUCCUCGGCUUUGUCCCCAAUGUUCCAAGCUGUUUUGCUACGGUUGCAUUCGCCAAUGGUUGCAAAAAGCGAACAACGAAAAUGGCAAUCCGACAUGCCCGUAUUGUAGAUGUGUGUGUAAUAUAGAUAACUUCGUGAAAAUUCUAGCAGGUAGUCCACUGUAUCCAUGCAAACCGAUUGCUAACGAAAGCAGUGCAACCGACCAAUCGAACAAGGACGCAGGAAAGAAUGAUCCUGAAAAAGUUCUACAACGACUCGACAAGAUACUGCUCGAAACACAAGGUUUCUUUAAUGAAACUAAUAAACGCGUCGUACAAGAGCUGGACAAGCAGCAUGCGCUUGUGAAACAAACGAAAGAUAAUCUGAUAAAAACUGUUAACUUAAUGGUGCAGCAAGAGCUGAAAGAUAUCCACCAGCAGUUUCAUGCCAAAAUUGCCGAAAUCAAUGCAUGGAGUGAAAUAUUGACAAACAAAUUGGAUAAGCAUCAGUUUGACAUCUCAUCCGUCAAAGCCACCGUAGAGCAAAGCUCUCCUGCAGAGCGUGUCGCAAAGCAGUUUGAGAUUGAAAAAUCUUGCACAAAAGUCUCCGAAGCCCUUAAGUCAAUUUCGCUGAACGUAAAACCCCUUAGUUUUAACAGUAAACUAAUUCCGGAACCAUCAAGCUGGAAGUUCGCUGUGACAAGAUACUCCACCAUAAGACGUACUAAUGAAGUACAGUACUCUGAUCUUGUCACCGAUGAUAUUGGUUCAGUGUGGCGGUUGGAGGUGCAUCCGUGCGGGUUUGACGAUGCCAAAAACACAUCCCUAAGCAUUUUUCUCCAGCUAUACAAUGGGAUCGAGGGGCGGUAUCAUUAUUCUUUCGAGCUGCUCGGUCCCACAACGAAUCACUUCUAUGAGGCGGAAGAUUAUUUCGAGCUACGCAAAGGCUGGGGACAAAAUCAUUUCAUCGACCUGAAGUCAUUGCAAGAAUCGUUUCUUGUGGACGAUGGAUUCGAGGUUAAAUUUUCUAUCCGUUCGCUCAACCUCAUCGACAAGUAUGGAAAAAUGAAAAAGCGAGCCGAGCUACUUACAACCGAAACGGAACAACUGAAGAAAUUAGCCUAUCCGAUCAGUCUAGAUGAAGUUGUCACCAUCCGAAAUGUGGUGGAAGCAGCCAAAUCAUCUACCUGUCUAUACUCUGACAUUCUGUGUGAUGAUAUUGGUGGCCAAUGGCGCCUACAAGUCUAUCCGGGUGGCAAUGCGGAAUGCAGAGGGCAAUUUAUCAGCAUUUUUCUGGAGCUAUAUUCCGGCAUUCCUAAUAAGUACGAAUUCACCGUUGCAUUGCUGCAUCAGAACGUGAAGAAGAUUGUUAAAAAAUCGCUAGAAUAUUGCAUCCAGCCUUCAUUACCAUUCGGAUGGAAAACGUUUUUGGGCCGCGAGGAGUUGAUUAACAACGGCUACAUACAGAAAGAUUCACUCUCGAUUCGGCUUACUGUGAAGCCACCUAACGCCACCCAGAAGCUUAACUAUCUUCGGCAGCAAAUGGAACAUAACAUGGAGCAUAGUAUAGAGCAUAGCAUGAACCCGACACGCAAACAGUCCGUGAUCUCGAACGAUUCCAAGCCUUCCACUUCGCAGGAACCACUUGAAACGCGUCUACGCAAAGCAUCCAUAAGUAUUUAUAAAAAAUUUGUCACCAAAUCAUCCAGCACUGAACAACAGUGA
Molecule: messenger RNA, 1785 nt
Organism: Anopheles maculipalpis
Lineage: Eukaryota; Metazoa; Arthropoda; Insecta; Diptera; Culicidae
Product: E3 ubiquitin-protein ligase TRIM37-like
Exons: 4
Coding region: 1-1785 (594 amino acids)
Biological process (GO): protein autoubiquitination; negative regulation of centriole replication
Cellular component (GO): aggresome; peroxisome
Molecular function (GO): tumor necrosis factor receptor binding; ubiquitin protein ligase binding; ubiquitin protein ligase activity
Source: RefSeq, a predicted model, not a curated record